Molecule: messenger RNA, 1438 nt
Organism: Abrus precatorius (Indian licorice)
Lineage: Eukaryota; Viridiplantae; Streptophyta; Magnoliopsida; Fabales; Fabaceae
Product: biotin synthase, mitochondrial
Exons: 6
Coding region: 179-1300 (373 amino acids)
Biological process (GO): biotin biosynthetic process
Cellular component (GO): mitochondrion
Molecular function (GO): biotin synthase activity; 2 iron, 2 sulfur cluster binding
Source: RefSeq, a predicted model, not a curated record
GGAUUUCGGCCGCCAAAUAAAACAAAUGCAAAACGGAACGAAGCCAUACAAAAACAGCAAAAGCCGAACACUGCUACUACAAUUCACUUAGGCGUCAACAUUCGCAGAUCUUAUCUACCCUUCCAAUACUUCAUAUUCAGAUUUCAGAGUGCCCCUUUUCUAAUUCCUAAGCAAAAUCAUGUUUUUGGUGAGACCCAUUUUCCGAGCACAACCUAGACCCUCUCUCUGGGCGUUGCACUAUUCCUCUUCUUCUUCUGCAGCUGCAAUUCAAGCUGAGAGAACCAUCAAAGAAGGACCCAGAAACGAUUGGAGCCGAGAGGAAAUCAAAUCCAUUUACGACUCUCCAGUUCUUGAUCUUCUCUUCCACGGGGCUCAGGUUCACAGACAUGCUCAUAACUUCAGGGAAGUGCAGCAGUGUACUCUUCUCUCUAUCAAAACGGGAGGCUGCAGUGAAGAUUGUUCCUAUUGUCCUCAAUCUUCCAAAUAUGAUACAGGAGUCAAAGGUCAACGCCUUAUGGACAAGGAAGCUGUUCUCCAAGCUGCCAAGAAGGCAAAAGAGGCUGGUAGCACUCGCUUUUGUAUGGGUGCUGCGUGGAGGGACACGCUAGGAAGAAAGACAAACUUCAACCAGAUCCUUGAAUAUGUAAAAGACAUAAGGGAUAUGGGGAUGGAGGUUUGUUGCACCCUUGGCAUGCUGGAGAAACAGCAGGCUGUUGAACUCAAGAAGGCGGGUCUCACUGCCUAUAACCACAAUCUUGACACUUCAAGGGAAUACUAUCCAAACAUCAUCACAACAAGGAGUUAUGAUGAGCGACUAAAAACCCUUGAGUUUGUUCGUGAUGCAGGGAUCAAUGUUUGUUCUGGAGGAAUUAUAGGGCUUGGAGAAGCAGAGGAGGACCGUGUAGGUUUGUUACAUACAUUGUCAACACUUCCAACCCAUCCAGAGAGUGUUCCUAUUAAUGCACUCGUUGCUGUAAAGGGAACCCCUCUACAGGAUCAGAAGCCUGUUGAAAUAUGGGAGAUGAUUCGCAUGAUAGCGACGGCGCGUAUCGUAAUGCCAAAAGCUAUGGUAAGGUUGUCAGCUGGCAGAGUUCGGUUCUCCAUGCCGGAGCAAGCAUUGUGCUUUCUUGCCGGUGCAAAUUCUAUAUUCACUGGUGAAAAGCUUCUCACUACACCCAACAACGAUUUUGAUGCUGAUCAACUCAUGUUCAAAGUUCUUGGGCUUCUACCAAAAGCUCCAAGUUUACAUGAAGGUGAAACUAUUGAGGCAGAGAAUUAUAAGGAAGCUGCUUCUAGUUGAGUUGAUAAACUUUUUAAAAAAAUGAUUGUAAUCUUUUAACUUUUAUAAUUGCUCCUUAUUACCACCGUUGAAUUCGCUUAUUCUCAGCUUUGAAGCCAUAAAUCCAAUAAUUAAACACAUACUGAAAAUAUUUAUUUU